This is a messenger RNA of Sebastes umbrosus (honeycomb rockfish), 2191 nucleotides long. Its product is annotated as lactosylceramide 1,3-N-acetyl-beta-D-glucosaminyltransferase A-like. NCBI's taxonomy places the organism in Eukaryota, Metazoa, Chordata, Actinopteri, Perciformes, Sebastidae. The coding region runs from base 837 to 2027 and encodes 396 amino acids. Gene Ontology annotation, biological process: brain development. The record is from RefSeq and is a predicted model, not a curated record. The transcript is spliced from 2 exons. Gene Ontology annotation, cellular component: membrane.
GUCUCCCUCACACACCGCUCACACUGGGACCUUCACAUUUGAAGCGCUCCUCAGCGGAGUUACAGAAGUGGGCUAUACUGCAUCUGGCAGAGGAAGAAGUGAGAGGAAAAAGAGGAGGAGAAGAGGAAAAACUGAGUGGUCAAAAGCAUAGAUGGUGGAAAAACCGCUGUUGGAAAUAGUGAGGCAGAGAAAGUGAGUGAUACGAGAAGAGAGUGAGUUUAGAGCAGCUGAGCAGAGGAGAGGAGAAGGGGUUUAUCUUUAUUUUACAUCACACAUGGAUUGGACUCAAAAACAGCCCGGUGCUACGUGUUCCUAUGACAUGCUGAUGUUCCAGUAACCGAGAGGAGGAGCGAGAAGGAAGUGGAGGAGAGAGGUGACAUAACCAGGAGUUCUUGUUGAAUUGUUUGAGUUGAAGGAGGGACGGUGAGCUUAACCUGGAGCUGCUAGUGGCCCGAUCACUAUGAGGGAGCGGAGCUUUAGCUUCUCACAGUGGAGGAAGAUCCGUAACAGAGCGAGUACGACUGCCGAGGAGCCUGACGAAGGCGCACUGGACUCAACAACGUAAGAAAGAAGAGAAGCCGGUCAGUAGGACGGGAGGAGGGAAAGAGACGAUAGACGAUAGACGAUAGACGAUAAAGUUAAGGACAUACUAAGGAAGGCGAUUAGAUGGAUGAAAGAAGUGCGAGAGGCAGAAGGUGAGAAGUGAGAGUCAAAUGAGAAGUCAAGCUUGAGAGUGAAAGGUAUAAGACAGAAGAAGGAGAGUAAAAAUCUAGACGGAUCCAGAGGAUUUGUGCUGUCAGUGUUUUGGAGAUCAGCUGAAAGAAGCAGCAGUCGCGAUGUUCAUGAACUUCCGGCGUAUCCACAAGUGCCAGUGCAUGCGGCUGCUGACCACGGGCCUGGUGCUGUGUGUGGUGAUGGUCUGCUGGGACGAGCUGGACCACCAGGUGGUUAGCCACUUGAGGUCCUACACGUACCGCUACCUGGUCAACAGCUACGACUUUCUGAACUCUUCCUAUGCCCUCACCUCCAACAAUCAGCACAGAAAGGAUGCUUCUAAUGACGUGGACGGUGGGUUAGAGAACUAUCCGUACCUCAUCAACCACCCGGGCAAAUGUGGAGGUGGAGAAGGAAAAAGCCCACAUGACGUCCUCCUGCUUCUGUUCGUGAAAUCGUCGCCAGAGGGCUUCGAGCGCCGCCAGGCCAUCAGGGACACGUGGGGCAACGAGAGCUUCGUUUGGUCCGAACUGGGGGUGAGCGUGAGGACGGUGUUCGCCCUCGGCGUGCACUCGGAUGUCGGUCGGAGAUCCAGGGUGCAGAGGGCGCUGCUGCAGGAGGACCAAGCCUACGGGGACCUGAUCCAGCAGGACUUUUUGGACACCUUCCACAACCUGACCACCAAACUGAUCCUGCAGUUCCACUGGUGCCACGAGUAUUGCCCCCAGACGCGCUUCGUCAUGUCCGCGGACGACGACAUCUUCGUCCACAUGCCCAAUUUGGUGAAGUACCUGCGGCAGGUCCUGAGCAGACCGUCGGGGGCCAAAGACCUGUGGGUGGGGCACGUGCACAGAGGAUCCCCUCCGAAUCGCCGCAAAGACAGCAAAUACCACGUCCCCUAUGAUCUGUACCCCUGGUCUUCCUACCCAGACUACACUGCUGGAGCCGGGUACGUGGUUUCAGGGGACGUGGCCGCAAAGAUCUACCACGCGACCCUGAUGCUGAACUCCUCCAUGUACAUCGACGACGUCUUCAUGGGGAUUUGCGCAGACGCCAUGGGGGUCUCUGCCCAGGAGCACAUGUACUUUUCAGGGGAGGGCAAGGCUCCGUACCACCCCUGCAUCUAUUAUCACAUGAUCACGUCGCACGGUCACGCCACGGACGUGCGCUCACUGUGGCAGAAAGCAACAGACCCCACAGUGUACAGCAAGAGAGGAUUUAUGGGUAAUCUGUACUGCACGGCGAUGAGAGUGAUGCUGCUGUGUCGGCCAUAUUACCAGAACACGUACUCCUGUUCGGCUGCUUUUGCCUGACUGUUGAAUGCUGAACGUACUGUACCACACAAACAAACGAUGGUACCUCACACAGAACAGUCUGCCAUGUUGUUUUCCUCCUUCGUGUUCUGUUUCGCUGUUUGCUGGCUGUCCUAUGUACAUGCUCUCUUGUAAUAAAGAUCAAAGCUGGUCUGUUAAGCAAA